This is a messenger RNA of Musa acuminata subsp. malaccensis (wild Malaysian banana), 958 nucleotides long. RefSeq names its product pectin acetylesterase 12-like. Gene Ontology annotation, biological process: cell wall organization. Lineage: Eukaryota; Viridiplantae; Streptophyta; Magnoliopsida; Zingiberales; Musaceae. The record is from RefSeq and is a predicted model, not a curated record. Gene Ontology annotation, molecular function: pectin acetylesterase activity. Gene Ontology annotation, cellular component: plant-type cell wall.
AGGCUGGUGCAACAAUGCCGCCACAUGCAGAUUCUCCAAGAACACCAUGCGUGGCUCCUCAAAUUACAUGGAGAAACAGAUACAGUUUUUUGGGAUAUCUAGCAACAAGCCGGAAGAAAACCCUGACUUCUACAACUGGAACAGAGUUAUUGUUCGUUAUUGCGAUGGUGCAUCGUUCACUGGUGAGGGUUACGAUGCGAAAAAUAACCUUUAUUUCCGAGGUCAACGGAUCUGGUCAGUUGUCAUGGAAGACCUCAUGUCAAAAGGAAUGCGUUCGGCCAAACAGGCCCUGCUUUCUGGUUGCUCCGCUGGGGGUUUGUCAUCCAUACUCCACUGCGACGAGUUCCGAGCAUUGUUUCCACAAAGCACCAAAGUCAAGUGCCUAGCUGAUGGUGGCUUUUUCCUUGAUGCCGUCGAUGUUGGUGGUGGCCGUUCCCUACGAUCCUUCUACGAGGGAGUCGUGAAUCUGCAUGGAGUGGCGAACAGCUUGCCCAAGUCUUGUACUUCUCGGAUGGAUGCAACCUCGUGCUUCUUCCCGCAGAACAGAGUGCCUGAUAUCACGACUCCGACUUUUCUUUUGAAUGCGGCGUAUGAUGUAUGGCAGAUUCAGAAAAGCUUAGCCCCCGGCAAGGCUGAUCCUGCGGGAUCUUGGAACGGAUGCAAGUUCAACCACACGAAAUGUGACUCGAAGCAAAUCCAGUUUCUACAAGGAUUCAGGAACGAAAUGAUUAAUGCUUUACGAGGAUUCUCUACGUCCAGCAAAAAUGGACUGUUUAUUAAUUCAUGUUUCGCCCACUGUCAAUCGUACAAUCAAGAUACAUGGUACGCAGAUGAUUCUCCAGCCAUCGGAAAGAAGAGAAUUGCAACAUCGGUCGGCGACUGGUACUUCGAGCGAUCCCAAGAAAAGAAUAUCGACUGCCCAUACCCUUGCGACAACACUUGCCACCAUCUCCUUUAA